AUGGUCAAGCUAACGGAAAAUGUUUUACUCUACGAAUUAGCACAAUUACAAAUAUUAUUUCAAAAUAGGAAUGAAGAUGCAAACGAUGACGUUGAAGGGAAUGCAAGUCAUAUUGAAGUCGUGGUUCGGGUCCGCCCUAUGAUGAAAAGCGAAAUUGAAAACGGAGCCAAAGAAGUUACUCAAGCAACAAAUGAUACUAUAGUUCUUGAAACGAACAAAGAUAAUAAACAAUUUACGUUCAGUAAAGUCUUUCGUGCAGAUGUUUUACAAGAAGAAUUCUUCCAGCAAUGUGGAAUUUGCCAGCUACUUAAUAAAGCUUUAGACGGAUAUUCAUGUACCGCCUUCGCAUUUGGUCAGACGGGCUCUGGUAAAACUUUUACCAUGACUGGACCAGUUACCGGGAAUGACUUAUUAUUAGAAGUUGAAUCACAAGGAUUAAUACAGCGAGCAUUUCAGUAUAUUUACGGGAAAAUAGAUAAGAACCCAUCAAUUCAGUAUCAAGUCCGAGCAUCAUAUGUAGAAAUUUAUAAUGAGCAAGUGCAAGACUUACUUAAUCCUUCGACAACUGUUGAAUCCCUUCAAGUUCGUUGGUCUGCUGAUAGUGGGUUUUACAUAGAAAAUGCGUUUGUUUUAGAAUGUGAAUCAGUUGAUGAUUUAAUAGCAGUCCUUGAGGAAGGUAUAAGACAUCGUCAAAUCGGAUCCAAUGCAAUUAAUGAUCGAUCAAGUCGCAGUCAUGCAAUUCUAACAAUUUAUAUUGAUAGCGAAGUCGUCAGUUCUGAAGAUCUUGAUGAGCCAUGUUUAACGAAGCAUGGAAAAUUGUUUUUUGUAGACUUGGCAGGUAGUGAAAAGGUAGCAGAAAAUCAUAAAGGAGAAAAUUUAGCAGAAGCGGGAAAUAUUAAUAAAAGCCUAUUAACUCUAGGUAAUUGUAUAUCGGCAUUGAGUGACGUUAACAAGCGGCAUGGUCAUAUUCCAUAUAGAGAAAGUAAAUUAACCAAACUGUUAUCGGACAGUCUUGGUGGCAAUGGGAUAACGCUAAUGAUUGCGUGUAUAGCACCUUCUUCACAAUACGUUAGCGAAACUUUAAAUUCUUUACGAUAUGCCAACCGAACAAAGAAAAUUAAAAAUUUUCCUAAAGUGCACAUGAUAGGAUUUGUAUUAGAGAUCUAUUUAGCAUAUGAAGAAGAUUAUUAA
This is a messenger RNA of Trichoplax adhaerens, 1191 nucleotides long. RefSeq lists its product as uncharacterized. Gene Ontology annotation, molecular function: microtubule binding; ATP binding; microtubule motor activity. Bases 1 to 1191 code for a protein of 396 amino acids. The transcript is spliced from 15 exons. Gene Ontology annotation, biological process: microtubule-based movement. Lineage: Eukaryota; Metazoa; Placozoa; Uniplacotomia; Trichoplacea; Trichoplacidae. The record is from RefSeq and is a predicted model, not a curated record.